Molecule: messenger RNA, 1474 nt
Organism: Alternaria alternata
Lineage: Eukaryota; Fungi; Ascomycota; Dothideomycetes; Pleosporales; Pleosporaceae
Product: Pam17-domain-containing protein
Exons: 2
Coding region: 383-1111 (242 amino acids)
Biological process (GO): protein import into mitochondrial matrix
Cellular component (GO): PAM complex, Tim23 associated import motor
Source: RefSeq, a predicted model, not a curated record
UCGCCAUGACAGUGGGCGGCAACAGCACGUACAAAGUCUAAGUCAAGUUCUCCAAGACAUGGGUUGUGCGCCGCUCGCAAGGUUUCUAUGGAGAAGACGGCGGAACGGAUGAGUCAGCAGCAUCCGAGCAAGAAGAAGAAAUGACGUCUCGUCAACGUUAAGCGCAGACGCGAAAUCCUCCGAAUCGUGAGCUUGACUAGUUGUUGGCAUCCUCGCAAUACUCAAUCAGCAGCGUCAUUGCCAUCGGCGACUAGAGUGCACAACGCUUCUCCGCAAUCGCCAAGGCGCGCAAUCUGCAGCUACUGACAUCCAACGGGAAGGUUGGCAAACACCUCAGCGACCUCAGCGACGCAGCCCCACCGUCGUCCGAGACACAUCCAAGAUGCUCACACGAAGUGCACUGUGCCCAGCGAGGGCCUUUGCCAGCCGAUUCUCGCCUGCCAUCCUCGCUCCCUCGUCAACUGCCGCCGCGACUUCCUUCUCCACAUGCACACGACCAAGCAGGCUCCGGCAACAACAACAGCGCAGCAGCCCGAUUCCUACCUCACGCACCACGUUCCCCAGCAGGCCGAUAGCACGACAUGCAUCAACUGCCCCCGCACAGCCCGUCGCCAACAACUCGCCCGGCGCACAACCCCAACUUACAUGGAACGCCUUCUUCGCCCUACGCCGCACGCGCCGGAGAAUCGGCCAGGCUUGCUCUGGAGUCGGCGCAGUAGGCGUGACAUACUUUGGUCUCACCACCAUGAUCAACAAUGGCUACGAUGCCACCCUUUCCGCCCAACUCGGUGGUUUUGACCCCUUCAUGCUCAUGGGACUGAGCACCUUGGGUAUGAUGGCCGUGGGAUGGCUUAUUGGGCCCAUUUUUGGUAACCAGGUCUUCAAUCUGGCUUACAGGGGUGUACUUGGCGAAUUCACACGGAAAGAUUCCGCCUUCUUCAACCGCAUCAAGCGCCACCGCGUCGAUCCUACCGCGUCCUCGCUGGCCAACCCGCCACCGGAUUACUACGGCGAGAAGAUUGGUAGCGUUGCUGGAUACAGGCGGUGGUUGAAGGACCAGCGUGCCUUCAACCUCAAGACGGGAAGGUACCGCGCAACCAAGGCUUUGUAGGAAGGACCUGGGCAUCUUGUUAAUCGGAUACAAGACUCCAAGUAUCAAAUCAGAAGCUCGUCUGAUGUAAGAUUGCACGAGUUGUAGGGAGAAGCAUAGUGUGAAUCAGGGAUGAACUUUGACUUCAGGAUUAUAUGGGCGGUAGGGUCUGGAGGCGCACGAGUGAGUACUGCUUACGUACUCCUCUGUUUUUCACAAGUGUCAAAAUAUCUGGGCGACGAUCCUAGCUUCGUACAUUCGCAUCUCAACCCACGCCGUGUUUCCAAUUGUUCUUGAAGAGAAACGAACGACAAAACAUACAUGUAUUUAUAUGUACAUCUCUGAUAUUUGGAUGAAUCACAUCUCCAUCUUGCGAGUUCACAC